Molecule: messenger RNA, 1420 nt
Organism: Carica papaya (papaya)
Lineage: Eukaryota; Viridiplantae; Streptophyta; Magnoliopsida; Brassicales; Caricaceae
Source: RefSeq, a predicted model, not a curated record
AAUGUUACAGGGCGGAGAUGGGGUCGGUAUUAUGUUGGGCCAAUUCAGUUCAUGGUCUGCUACGGUGCUGUUAUUGCUUCCACCCUCUUAGGAGGACAAUGCAUGAAGGCCAUUUACUUAUUAUCACAGCCCCAAGGAGACAUGAAGCUUUAUGAAUUUGUUGUGGUAUUUGGAUGUUUUAUGUUGAUUCUAGCCCAGAUCCCAUCUUUCCACUCCUUGAGACACAUCAACUUCAUUUCACUGCUUCUAUGCCUUGCUUACAGCACCUGCUCAACUGCUGCCUCCAUUUUUAUAGGAAAUUCUUCCAAUGCCCCGCCAAAGGAUUAUACCAUAAAUGGCAAUACUGAAGGUCGUGUUUUUGGGAUAUUCAACGCCAUUGCUAUCAUUGCCACAACAUUUGGAAAUGGAAUCAUUCCAGAAAUUCAGGCGACAAUUGCGGCUCCACUGAAGGGGAAGAUGUUCAAGGGACUGUGUGUUUGUUAUGCAGUGGCUACUGUAACAUUCUUCAGUGUAGCCAUCUCUAGUUAUUGGGCAUUUGGAAACCACGCCCAGGGCCUUGUUCUCACUAACUUUUUAAACGAUGGAAAACCUUUGGUGCCAAAGUGGUUCAUUUUCAUCAUCAGUAUUUUCACCAUUCUCCAACUCUCAGCCGUUGGUGUGGUUUAUUUGCAGCCAACAAAUGAAGUGAUGGAGAGAGUUUUUGCAGAUCCACAGAGCAAAGAAUUUUCUGCUCGCAACAUUAUCCCUCGAAUCAUCUUUCGAUCACUAUCUAUUGUGAUAGCAACAGCCAUAGCAGCAAUGCUUCCAUUCUUUGGAGACAUAAAUGCAGUAAAUGGAGCAUUUGGUUUCAUUCCCCUUGAUUUUAUUUUACCUGUAGUUUUCUUCAACUUAACCUUUAAGCCAUCCAAAAGGACUUUCAUUUAUUGGUUCAACGUCACCAUUGCCUUGGUUUUCUCUACAUUAGGAGUUAUAGCAGCUGUUGCAGCAGUUAGACAAGUCAUUCUUGAUGCCAAAACCUAUAAGCUAUUCGCUAAUCUAUGAACUUAAAAAGUUAUAUCGGGGUUACAUAUCGGCAGAUUAAAUAUUUUGGGAGUUUUCAGAAGAUUUUACUGAAGCUAUAAGUUGAAUCUUAAUAGAGGUAUGUGCUACAAUAUAUUUUCAAAAAAAAAGUUCAAAAUUUAAAGCAACCAGAAAGCCUUCAAACUGAUAAACACAAACUGAGCAGAGCUAUCUAAAGCAGAGUAGGAGUCAUAAUCCUAUCAUACCAAAGUGUGAUGUUAGCAGUCCUACGACGUGUUCUAUGGAAGGUUUAGUGCGUUAUAUAAAGUAGAGUAGGAGUCAUAAUCCUAUCAUACCAAAGUGUAAUAUUUAGCAGUUCUACGACAUGUUCUAUGGAGGGUUUAGCGUGUUAUAUGAUAUG